This is a messenger RNA of Toxotes jaculatrix (banded archerfish), 758 nucleotides long. It is a transcript of the gene wdr83os, whose product is annotated as WD repeat domain 83 opposite strand. Gene Ontology annotation, molecular function: protein folding chaperone. The record is from RefSeq and is a predicted model, not a curated record. Bases 107 to 427 code for a protein of 106 amino acids. Gene Ontology annotation, cellular component: endoplasmic reticulum membrane. Gene Ontology annotation, biological process: protein insertion into ER membrane. NCBI's taxonomy places the organism in Eukaryota, Metazoa, Chordata, Actinopteri, Toxotidae. The transcript is spliced from 4 exons.
CCCCCCAGGUUUCUCCUUUCACGAAGAGGCCCAUCAGCUGUCUCUCGGUCACCGGUGUUUCAAUAUCCUCACAGUAAUCCACAACAGGAGGGUAUCGUAGCAUAUUAUGUCCUCCAACAAUAUGGCAGACCCGAGGAGACAGAAUAAGAUUUUACGGUACAAGCCCCCCAGCACAGAGAGCAACCCUACACUGGAAGACCCCACGCCUGACUACAUGAACCUGCUCGGCAUGAUCUUCAGCAUGUGUGGACUGAUGCUCAAGUUGAAGUGGUGUGCCUGGAUCGCAGUCUACUGCUCUUUCAUCAGCUUUGCAAACUCCAGAAGCUCAGAGGACACUAAACAGAUGAUGAGCAGCUUCAUGCUGUCCAUCUCAGCGGUUGUGAUGUCCUACCUCCAAAACCCACAGCCGAUGUCGCCGCCAUGGUAACCAAGAGCCAACCACAGCAGAGCAAGUGAACUGCGGAUGCCGGAGUGGGUGACAAGACAGCUGAUUGGCGCCUCGGGCCAUUGGUGAAGAAAAACAGAGACUGAAAGGAAGAUGAUUUGAUAGAAAGAGAAAACAGAUGGCCAGGAGAGGUGGACAGUAGGGAGGACACUACGUCAGUAUGGAGAGAUCAGAUGGUUUUUGACUGUUCUCAUGUUUUUCUCUUUUUAAUCUUUUCUAAGUCUUUUGUUUGUUGAUGAAAACUUCUGAAUUUUACAGUUUGGCGGAUCUGUUGCAGGAUAUCAUAAAUAAAGUUGUACAGUUUUAAAAGUAA